AUGGACGUCCCUAUAGAUGUACCGCCCGACAACAAGGUCCAAGAUAUCCAAGUGGACCGGCAAGUAAACCACCGGGCCCUGUCUUCGGCAUUAAGGAAACUGGACCUGUUCUUACUUCCCAUCGCUACCAUAGCCUACUUCCUCAACUUCUUGGAUAGAAGUAAUAUCGGUAAUGCAAAGGCAGCAGGUCUACAGACGGAUUUGAAAUUGACCAAUAGGCAAUAUUCAAUCGCUUUGACGGUCACAUAUGUUCCGUAUAUCGUUGCGGAGCUGCCUCUCACUUUGGCUAUGAAAAGAGUUGGUCCGCAUAUCCUCAUACCCACAUUGGUAGUCUCCUGGGGACUAGUCACGCUUUUCCAAGGUUUCGUACAUAGUUAUGGAGGGUUAAUAGCAGCUCGAUUCUUCCUGGGUUUGACGGAAGGUGCAAUCUUACCUGGUCUGGUAACCUACCUAUCAUCCUUCUACCACCGACAAGUACUAGGUAAACGACUAGCAUUCUUCUUCUCGGCUACUUCGUUAGCUGGAGCAUUCUCGGGACUGCUGGCGUCAGCUAUAUUAAACAUGGAAGGUGUAUCAGGAAAGAGAGGUUGGCAAUGGAUUUUCAUCCUCGAAGGACUCUUGACGGUUGUAUGCGGAGCCAUCACAUUCUUCAUCCUUCCCCGAGACUUAUCGACCGCACGAUACCUCACGAGUGAAGAACGAGAUGCUUUGAGAUUAGCCCAUGAGAUUGACGGGGGAGCUACAGCUGCUCAUGAGAGGUUCUCGUUCAAACAUAUGGUUCAAGCUAUGAGAUCACCUCAACUAUGGAUGGUAUUCGCGAUGUUCUUCGGUAACGGAGUCACUCUUUACUCUCUAGCAUACUUCGCGCCGACUAUCGUUCAGGGAUUAGGUUACAAAGGAAUAUCGAUCCAACUUCACUCUGUACCUCCAUACGCCUGUUCAGCAUUCGUCGCCGUCGUCGCAUGCUACAUGAGCGAUCGACUCAGACAUCGAGGUUCAUUCAUUGUCGGCGCCAGUAUAAUAUCAAUCAUUGGAUACGCCAUGUUCCUAGGCUCAACCAAUCAUCAUACGUUAUACGGAUCACUGUUCCUCCAAGUAAUUGGGGCAUACACCAUGGCUCCGUUGUUGUCGACUUGGAUGCCCAACAAUCUCGCUCCGUACUAUACUAGAGUCACUGGCAUUGCCUUCGGGUUCAUAUCUACCAAUUCAGGUGGUAUCUUGUCAACCUGGCUGUUCCCCACUACGGAUGCACCGAGAUACAAGAAAGCUACAUGGACAGCUAUGGGGUUGAGUAUCUCCAUCGCCGUUCUGGCAAUCAUGAACUCUAUCUUCUUGGCUAUACAGAACAAGAAUAGAGGGACAGUCCAGACUGUUCAGGAGAACCUGGAGGACUCCGUGGAUUCCUUAGAUGAUUUGGGAGAUAAGGAUCCUCGAUUCCGCUAUAUCACGUAG
Messenger RNA from Kwoniella botswanensis, 1452 nucleotides. RefSeq lists its product as uncharacterized. Bases 1 to 1452 code for a protein of 483 amino acids. Lineage: Eukaryota; Fungi; Basidiomycota; Tremellomycetes; Tremellales; Cryptococcaceae. Gene Ontology annotation, cellular component: membrane. Gene Ontology annotation, molecular function: transmembrane transporter activity. The record is from RefSeq and is a predicted model, not a curated record. Gene Ontology annotation, biological process: transmembrane transport. The transcript is spliced from 7 exons.